This is a messenger RNA of Eruca vesicaria subsp. sativa (arugula), 1993 nucleotides long. NCBI's taxonomy places the organism in Eukaryota, Viridiplantae, Streptophyta, Magnoliopsida, Brassicales, Brassicaceae. The record is from the annotation of a GenBank genome assembly.
AAAAAAAAAAAAACUUGAGAGAUGGGGAAGCCGGAGAGGAAAGCUAAUGUCUCGGGAAAACCAAAACAUUCCCUCGACGCGAACCGUGCCGAUGGGAAGAAGAAAACCACCGAAGGCCGUACCUCCGCCACAGUCCGCCGUCUCAAGAUGUACAAAACCAGGCCGAAGAGAACCCCCGGCGGUAAAAUCCUCAGCAACGAGUAUCAGUCCAAGGAACUGCCCGACACGAGAAUCCAGCCCGAUCGGAGAUGGUUCGGGAACACGCGUGUUGUGAACCAGAAGGAGUUGGAGUACUUUAGAGAAGAGAUGAAGACAAAGAUGUCGAGUAACUAUAAUGUUAUUUUGAAGGAGAGGAAGUUGCCUAUGUCUCUUUUGACUGAUAACAAGAAGCAAACGAGGGUUCACUUGCUUGAUAUGGAGCCGUUUCAAAACACUUUUGGGAAGAAGACAACGAGGAAGAGGCCGAAGCUUGUUGCUUCUGAUUAUGAAGCCUUGGUCAAGAAGGCAGCUGAGUCUCAAGAUGCGUUUGAGGAGCUGAAUGGGGGAGGUCCUUCUGGUGAGGGAGGAGAAGAAGAAGAUGGGUUUAGAGACCUUGUGAGGCAUACUAUGUUUGAGAAGGGACAGAGUAAACGUAUUUGGGGUGAGCUUUACAAAGUGAUUGACUCCUCUGAUGUGGUUGUUCAGGUCUUAGAUGCUAGGGAUCCACAAGGUACUAGGUGUCAUCAUUUAGAGAAAACUCUGAAGGAGCAUCACAAGCAUAAACACAUGAUUCUGUUGUUGAACAAGUGUGAUCUUGUACCGGCUUGGGCUACAAAAGGAUGGUUGAGGAUAUUAUCAAAGGAGUAUCCAACUCUAGCCUUCCAUGCCAGCGUUAACAAGUCUUUUGGAAAGGGGUCACUUCUCUCAGUUUUGAGGCAGUUUGCUCGGCUAAAGAGUGACAAGCAAGCCGUGUCUGUAGGUUUUGUCGGGUAUCCAAAUGUUGGGAAAUCUUCAGUUAUCAACACACUGCGUACCAAAAAUGUAGAACUUUCUUUGUUCAUUACCUGUAUCAAGAAUCUGUAUAGUUCAUUACUUGUUCUCACACUUUCAUUUACUCUGUUUCAGGUAUGCAAGGUUGCUCCGAUUCCAGGGGAGACCAAGGUUUGGCAGUACAUCACACUCACCAAGAGGAUUUUCUUGAUUGAUUGUCCUGGAGUUGUAUACCAGAGCCAUGAUUCUGAGACAGACAUCGUCCUCAAGGGAGUGGUGAGAGUUACAAACCUGCAGGAUGCAUCUGAGCACAUUGGAGAAGUCCUGAGGCGUGUCAAGAAAGAGCACUUGCAGAGAGCCUAUAAAAUCAAGGACUGGGAGGAUGAUCAUGACUUUCUUCUUCAGCUAUGCAAAGCUUCUGGCAAACUAUUAAAGGGUGGAGAGCCUGAUUUGAUGACAGGAGCAAAGAUGAUACUCCAUGACUGGCAAAGAGGACGCAUACCUUUCUUUGUCCCACCUCCUAAAGUAGAGGACAAGGCUUCAGAAGGAGAAGUAGAAGCAGAAGUGACGGUGCCAGGUAUAGAUCAGGAAGCCAUUGCUGAUAACAAUCAAGCAGCAGCUGCAUUGAAAGCCAUUGCUGGGAUCAUGUCUUCCCAACAACAGAAGGAUGUUCCUGUCCAGAGAGAUUUCUUUGACAAAAAAGACCUCAAGGAUGAUGAUGAAGCAAAGGAGUCUACUACUGAUACAGACGAGGAAGAUGGAACCGAAGUCUCAGAAGAUGGAGAGGAAAGUGAGAAUGAUUCUGAUGAGGAUGUUGUGUCAGAAAAUGAAGAGGAGAACGAGUCUGAUUCUGCUGAGUAAUGAAUGUUACACUUGCAAUUUCUUUUUUUUUUUUUCACUAUGUAUGCCUUGUCUUAACUCUUAUCAAACCACUUAUCAAUUACCAAACGAGAUUUAAUAGGAUGAUGUCUUUGAUGAUACAGAAGUUUGUAGUUUCGAAAUAAACGUGAGAAGAGUUGAAAGU